This is a messenger RNA of Eimeria tenella, 204 nucleotides long. RefSeq lists its product as uncharacterized. The annotation marks the transcript as partial. NCBI's taxonomy places the organism in Eukaryota, Apicomplexa, Conoidasida, Eucoccidiorida, Eimeriidae. The transcript has a single exon. The record is from RefSeq and is a predicted model, not a curated record.
AUGGUGCAGCAAGCAGCGCCAGCAGCAAAAGCAGCAGCUGCUGCUGCUGCAGCAGAAGGCCCGCAGCAGGACGAAAACCUGCACUGCUGCACUGAAGGCGUCAAAGCAGCAGCAGCAGCAGCAGCAGCAGCAGCAGGAAGCAACGAAAUUGUUCCCAGAGAUGUUCCUCUAGACCGGGGCCUUUCAAAUACCGACUGGGCCAAC